Cyprinodon variegatus (sheepshead minnow) is the source of this 1795-nucleotide messenger RNA. It is a transcript of the gene slc18b1, whose product is annotated as solute carrier family 18, subfamily B, member 1. Gene Ontology annotation, molecular function: transmembrane transporter activity. Gene Ontology annotation, biological process: transmembrane transport. The transcript has 14 exons. Lineage: Eukaryota; Metazoa; Chordata; Actinopteri; Cyprinodontiformes; Cyprinodontidae. The coding region runs from base 108 to 1454 and encodes 448 amino acids. The record is from RefSeq and is a predicted model, not a curated record.
ACGUCAUCGCCUUUUAGAAGAACUUUUAAGAAAUUUAAUCGUCUCUCUGUGUUUUACUUCACUACCUAAAACUUCCGUGGCCGACAACAAGCCUUUAGAGUGAAAACAUGGAGGCGCAGGUUGAUUCCCAGCUGACAGCUGAAAACUCCAUCCCCACCGAAACAACAGAAACAAACACAAGAAUGACAAGAAUACAGGCUCUCACCUUAAUAUCAAUAGCGUCCGUUAAUUUUAGUUCAAUGAUCUGUUACUCUAUAUUAGGCCCCUUUUUCCCAAAUGAGGCGGUUAAAAAGGGAGCCAGUCAGACGGUAGUUGGUCUUAUAUUUGGAUGCUAUGCUGUCUGCAAUUUAAUUGGUUCUAUGGUUAUGGGAAAAUAUAUUGUCCAAAUUGGUGCAAAAUUUAUGCUAAUUGCAGGACUCUUUGUAUCGUCGGUGUGCACCAUUCUGUUUGGAUUACUGGAUCGCGCUCCUUCAGGGGCCCCCUUCAUUACCCUGUGCUUUAUAGUGAGGUCUAUGGAUGCUGUUGGAUUCGCCGCUGCCAUGACCUCAACUUUUGCCAUGACGGCAAAAAUCUUCCCAAACAAUGUUGCAACUGUUUUGGGAAGUUUGGAGGUUUUCGCCGGACUCGGCCUCAUUCUGGGACCACCGAUUGGAGGAUGGUUCUACCAGUCUUUUGGAUACGAAGUCCCCUUUCUGCUCCUUGGAUGUGUGCUUCUGGUCAUGGUUCCUUUCAACAUAUAUGUGCUGCCUUCCAUUGAGGCUGAACCAUCGAAAGACUCGUUUGUUCGUCUCCUCACCAAUGGAAAAGUAGUCCUGAUUUGUUUUGUUCUGGUUACAAUAAGUUCAGGGCUGGGCUUCAUUGAUGCCACUUUGUCGUUAUUUGCAAUGAAAACGUUUGGCCUCUCAUCUGGAUACGUGGGACUACUUUUGAUCGGUCUGUCUUUACCGUAUUGCCUGGCGUCCCCUCUGAUUGGUUAUUUCACAGAUAAAUAUCCUGUCACAAGGACAGGAUUCACAGUGACGGGAGCAGUCAUCACCGCUGUUUGUUUCUUUCUACUGGGUCCAGCACCUUUCCUUCACAUCCCAAGUCAGCUGUGGCUGAUGGUCCUCAUGCUCAGCCUAAUUGGAUUUUCUCUUGGCAUGACUGCAAUCCCCACUUUCCCUGAGAUCAUCUCAUGUGCACAUGAACAGGGAUUUGAAGAAGGACUCAGCACCCUGGGAAUGGUGUCGGGUUUAUUUGGUGCCUUCUGGUCCACAGGGAUGUUUUACGGGCCUAUAGUAGGCGGCCUUAUCACUCAGCGCCUGAACUUUGAAUGGGCUGCAACUGUUCAGGGUGCCAUGGGACUUUUAUCUGCCUUACUUCUUCUGGCUUACUCUCUCUUUAAGAGAAGACAACAAAGGCUGAGAGUAAAUGAUCAACAAGCUGAUGAAAAUACCCCUCUCCUAAACGACUGAUGGUCUCCUCUACCCACUGAAGGGAAUAGCAGUUUUAUUCGACACAAGGGAAAAAUUUUGUUGCUUUUUGUCUUGCAACAGAAUUGUAACGUUCUCUAUGAGGGUUUUAAUCGGGUUUUGCAGCACACAGACAACACGUUACGUGUGUGCGCUUCCCAGGUUCUGAGUCAAAGAGUGGAGUUAUGAUCAUAUAGAGAAACAGCCAAACCGAAGCAUCUCCUCUUAGUGCCGAGGCUCGUUGCUGUUAACAGUCGUGGCUUUCUGCAGCACAUGACUUGGAUUUCAUGCUGAAGUAAAGCUUUUAAGGCUCUAUUAACACAUUCCUGUGAAUAUUAAGGCAA